This is a messenger RNA of Schistosoma margrebowiei, 4085 nucleotides long. Lineage: Eukaryota; Metazoa; Platyhelminthes; Trematoda; Strigeidida; Schistosomatidae. The record is from the annotation of a GenBank genome assembly.
CCAGAUGAGACAUUUGUGGAUAUUGACCUUCAAAGACCCGCCAAGGGAAAAAAUUGUAAAAUAGGAUGCCAAGAGAUUAUGACAAACGCCCUCGAUCAAGAUCUCAUGACCGAUACAGGGAUCGUAAUGAUAAUUGUGAGCGUUCUCGUAAACACCGAGAAGACUACCAUCGAAGAGAUCGCGACCACGGAUACGAUUGUGACGAAAGAGAUGUAGAAAGAAGCCGAUACCGACAUGAAAAAGAAAAACGCAGAGACCGUGAUAGUCGACGAAGACAUGAACAAAAUCAUAACGACGAAAGAUGGAAGCGUCGUACACGCUCUAGGAGCCCCAUGUCUACAGCUGAAACAGAAACCGUGGAGUAUGAAGAGGGUAGGUUAUUUCUGAAACUCCAUCACUUUUUUAGCAGAACCAACUGAACCUGUAACCGAAGAGGAGGCAGAAAUGAUGCGCACUAUGGGUUUCUGUAAUUUCGGCACAACAAAAGGAAAGCAUGUUAUUGGUAACAGUGUUUAUGUGGCAAACAUAGCAAAACAGCGAAAGUAUCGUCAGUACAUGAAUCGUCGUGGAGGUUUCAAUCGUCCGCUCGAUCCAGUUGCUUAAACAUUAUGAUAUUUGUAUAUAUUCUUUUAAAACCUGUCAAAACGCACUCAACAUAACGAGAUGUAUUGAUAGGAAGUAUAGCUCGUACAUUUACUAAAAUUGUAAUGUGUAUUUCACAAAGUAAGAAUGGCCAAUCGCUGCGUAGGUAUAAUAGAUGUAUUUGUUGAGUUGCAAGGUAAAACACUUGCUAAGAAUGAAUCAUACUUCGCUUUUCGGGCAAGUGUUAUUUGAGAAAAAAGCAAUCUAGCAUUCGAAGCUCAACCAACAAUUUAAAAAUACGCUAUUACAAAUAAGGCUAGUUCCUUUUACGGAAAUUGUUCAUUCGAUCAUUAUGUAGAAACUAUAUCAAGGAAAAAUUAAUAUAUUUGUAACAUCACAAUGAGUUAUUCGUUCUCUGAAGAAGUGGCUUACACUGAGUCACGAAACAUCGGAAAAUCUAAUUUCUCUGCUCAUUGGGAUAUUACAAAUAUAUUAAUCUAUUUAUAACAAUAUACUCAAUGCUCAAUUUAUUCGAAACUACCAAGCCACACCUUGGUAAGGAUACCUAUAUCAAGGAUAUUUGCUUCCCAUAACACCGUUGAGACGUUAAUUUUUUGUUGUGCUUGCAUCUUGACCUUACAAAUCUUAAGUGAAUCGAUCUUAAGCAUUAUUUACAAUUAAAAUAAUUUUUUCAUAUUCUACACUCUAACUGGGAAAUUUGAUCAUCCUAAGAAAUGCAGUUUUCUUAGUAGUAUAACACGGGUCAUUUAGCAUAUCAUCUGAAUACACAGUACUGUAGAAUAUUAUAAGCAUAUUUUAAAAUGAUACUAUUCUAUACAUCUAAAAAAAUAGUAGUAUAGGAUUCAUAUAGUACUAAAUGUGACAAUGAAAUAGAACGACUGACAUUAGUGAAACAUCUCAGUACUUUAUUAGAUCGUUACUAAAAUCCAUAAACGUUGAUCAUUUUUGCAGCGCUAGUAAUAUCUUAAUCUUUACAAAAAUCUCUCAUCACUUUUAUUUAAAUUAUUUGUUGUACAAAAGUAAUUAGCAGCACAUGUACACGGAGAAAGUAAUAUUGGUUUGUGUUAUAAAAUAUUUACUAUUUUACAACUGCAUUAACCACCAAGUUCAGUGUUUGCCAAUGUAGAUCUUGUCAUAUCAGUUUUUUCCUUUAGCUAACAUCUGUCAUGAAACGAUGUAAAUGUUUAGGGCCAAACAUGAAGCUGUUGGAUACCAAAAAAAUCCAACAUUUCGGAACAGGGAUAAGUCCUUUGAUGCAUUAAGGUUCUGAAAUAGAUUAGUCAUCCGAAUCAUAACGGUACAGAGUCAUCGCCUGGUUUAUGAUCUUAUUUUUAAACAGUAACAAAGACGGUCCAUUUAUUGAAUUUAGAAAUCUAGUUAUACAUUCGUCAUUUGUGAGUUGGGCUAAAGCAGGUUCUACGUUUGCCAUGAGGAAUAAGAUCACUAAAGCCAUUAAUUUACUUUCGUUUGGGUUCAUAUGUACGUUCUUACUUGUAAGACUAAAAGAACAAGACAAAAAAUAAAUAUCGCUAAUGAGUAGUGAAAUUAGAAAGUGUAAAAUUAGAAAAAAUGUAAUUACAUUUUGAGUUUCCUAGAUUUACGUAGUGCAUGCCAUUACUCAAAAGAUGUCUUAUUUUCGUGCAGUAUCGUCUCAAUAGAGAAUUAAUAUCUUGACAACGGAGUUCAGCUGAAGCAGCCGACAUAUUGAUAGGACAUUUAAUCAUUGAUAUCUUAUCAUCACCGAAUGACGAGAUAAAAGUCAGCUACCAAUGUUACAAGUAAUUAAACUGUGGCGACGAGAUAUGACUGCGAAAGCUGUACUACUAACUAAACAGAAAUGUAACGGCAUUAAUCGUUGAAUGAUGCGGACUUUUAUUUCAGUGAAAAAAUUCAAAAUGGUCGCAAAACAACAUCUAUUCUAAGUAGGCUUUAAUAUUCUUCGAAAAAAAGGGAGCUAGACCACCCAGCUUAGGAAAUGUGACACUAAAACCGUCCACCUGAGUUACGAAUCCUCAUCAAUACAAAGACGAUCUUUUGGUCGUGGGUGAAAGAAAAUUUCUAACGGAUGUUUCUUCAGAAACGUAAAUUUUAUGAAAAUAGUUACAGUAAUUAGAUUUAUUCUUACUUCACGAUAUUAGGCAAAUUUGAGUUAUAAAUCUGUUGAAGAAUUGAGAAACUUACUUAAAAUGAAGCACAGAAUUUUCUAAUCUUCUGUAUACACAAUGGGUAUUUAUUUUUAAAGCAUCUAAUAUUGAAUGCAUGCUAGAAUUUAAAAAAGUAAAUUGAGGUUUUUUUAAUAAGUGAAUACUAAAACAAUCACUUAGUUCACUGUUAUGUAUUAUUUUAUUAACUGCUUGAUUCGAAUUCUCCAUGGAAUUCUACGCUAAAUGAAGUAAUAAUUUUGUGACUCAGUCGAAGAAUAAGGCAGGCACACUAGUAUACAGUGUUAGUAGAAGGUAUUUACCACUCACCAAUAAUUCGCUAGCUUAAACAAAAGCCAGCUAAUUAGAAAGACAAUUAUAAGCUACUGAAAACUUGGUAGAUUAGGAUUCCAACUCGUUCAAAAGACCAAUUUAAUUAACUCCGAUGAAAGUAAACAGGACAUCCCUAACCACAUUAAACGUGACUAACGGACUAUAAGUAUAAGUACUUUUACUCCAAACUUUACGUUCAGAAUUUACUACUCACAUUGAAAUGAUAUUACAUUAUUUGCACGUCAUCAUAUAGGCUUGUACCACACGAGCUUAAUGAUUAGUUUCCUAAGUUUACGAAUUACCUAUUCAAAAAUGACUACAAAAAAGAUUUAUUAAUCGCAAUUACCAUCUUAUUUAAGAAUCCAUGUUUGUUGAUGGCCCUUGUCUCCAUACAUCCUUUAAAAGAAUAAUUUUCGGGUAAACAGUAGAUUAUUCCGAUUCUUCACAUUACGUUUUGGUGUAAAUAGGCAAAUACUGGUAGGGCUAUUGAUAUAACUGAACAAGAUUAAUACGGCUUAAUUCGGGAAAGAAGGUAAGAUUGUAGAUCAAGAUUUUAUUAUGCACUAACCAAAAGCCCACAAUCAGGUAAAAAUUAUUUGGAAACACUGGGUUACAUAUCGUUUAUUCAUCUCGUCAGUAGUUGUGUUAUGAAUAAAUAAAACUGGGCAACACUUGAUAUCAAUAAUCAAUCACUUAAUGCAUGCAUACACUUUAUCAUAUCAACAAAUUAAUCUGCUUUAACUGACAAAUAUAACUAAAUUACUGGGUCAUAUAUUGGCCCUAUCCUCAUAUGUAAUUCCCUGUGAAAAAUCUAGUUUGGUGCACAGCACGAAAAAAUACGCCCCACAUAUUUCCAUGGGAGUGUUGUGUAUAACUAAAUGAUCAUAAAAACCGCACCUAAAAUAAUUACUUUACCUUUUUUUGAGAUCAUCCAGAAGGAUUUGUCUACGGAGAACUUCAGGAGAAACCGAAUCAAUAAGUGGUAGAACACAGGUAAGCGGAUACUGG